CGAACACGAAUGAUAAAUUGAGAAUGAAGAGAGGCCCUUGGUGGCAGUGAAGCGCGCACAAUGCGAGAGUGUCAGUUGUAGCGACACAGAAGAAAUAAAGGAAUGAUGAGAAUGGGUGGAAGGCAAAUGACAAGAUCCAAAUCCCCACUUCUAGUAUUGACCCUGGUUCUCGCGGCCCUCUCCCUCCUCUUCUUCUUCCUCUUCUCUUUCCGCAGCGAUGGCCCCGCCCCGUUCUCCGAUGGCCCACUCCACCCGAACCCGAUUUACAAACCCGAAACCUCCUUCGUCGCCUCCCUCGAGCGCUUCCUCCUCGCUUUUCACAACUCCCCUCCUUCCGCCCCCCAGAGGACUCACGAUCCUGAACACCUCGACGAUUUGCUCUUCAACACCGACACUCAGCGACUCUACGCAGAUCCCUACUACCCACUCACCAUGCCUCUUAGGGUUUACGUCUACGACAUGCCCCCCAAGUUCACCUACGAUCUCCUCCGCCUCUUCAUCACCUCCUACAAGGACACCUCCAAUCUCACCUCCAAUGGAAGCCCCGUCCACCGCCUCAUCGAACAGCAUUCGAUUGAUUACUGGCUGUGGGCGGAUUUGAUAGCUCCGGAGUCAGAGAGGCUGCUGAAGAGCGUAGUGAGAGUGCAUCGGCAGGAGGAGGCAGACCUCUUCUACGUUCCCUUCUUCACCACCAUUAGCUUCUUCUUGAUGGAGAAGCAGCAAUGCAAAUCGCUUUACAGGGAAGCUCUCAAGUGGAUCACGGAUCAGCCUGCCUGGAACCGAUCCGGAGGAAGGGAUCAUAUUAUUCCAGUUCAUCAUCCUUGGUCGUUUAAGUCUGUUCGCCGAUCUGUGAAAAAUGCAAUUUGGCUGCUUCCUGAUAUGGACUCUACAGGCAACUGGUACAAGCCAGGACAAGUUUAUUUGGAGAAAGAUCUCAUUCUUCCUUAUGUUGCCAAUGUUGAUCUUUGUGAUGCCAGAUGUGUAUCUGAGACUCAAUCCAGGAGAACAACUCUGCUCUUUUUUCGUGGGCGGCUUAAAAGAAAUGCGGGAGGGAAGAUACGUGCAAAACUUGUAGCAGAACUUAGUGGGGCUGAGGGUGUAUCUAUAGAGGAGGGGACAGCUGGAGAAGGAGGAAAGGCAGCAGCUCAGAAUGGAAUGCGCAAGUCUAUAUUUUGCUUAAACCCAGCUGGUGAUACUCCAUCAUCUGCUAGAUUAUUUGAUGCCAUUGUUAGUGGUUGCAUACCGGUCAUAGUUAGUGAUGAGUUGGAGCUUCCUUUUGAAGGAAUACUAGAUUAUAGAAAGAUUGCUUUAUUUGUUUCUUCCAGUGAUGCUGUACAACCAGGUUGGCUUUUAACAUAUCUUAGAAAUAUUAGCCCUGCUCAAAUUGAAGAAAUGCGCCAGAAUCUUGCUAAGUACUCAAGGCAUUUCAUAUAUUCCAGUCCUGCUCAACCCUUGGGUCCGGAAGACUUGGUUUGGAGAAUGAUGGCUGGUAAGUUGGUGAAUAUCAAGCUUCACACUCGACGAUCUCAACGUGUGGUGAAAGAGUCGAGAAGCAUCUGCACCUGCGAUUGCAGACGCCCCAAUUCCACAACCCCAGGUCACUUGUUGUAAUUAUCAGCUCCUCUCUCUCACUCACUGUUGUGCUUGGAGAUACAUGAGGGAGGUGAUUCACAUAUUGUUCUUGCUAGUGUCUUAUCCUUUGGCCGUAGGGAUUAUACUAUUCAUAGUGGAUUUUUUGAAAUACUCUGCCCUUCAAUACGUGUAAUUGGUUUGUGUCUCAAUACUCUUAUUCUGCUAUUGAGCAAGGCUAUAGACAAAGCAAAAAACAGAUUGAUAUUUGGAAGCGAGUAGCCAAAGUAGGCCAUAGUAGCUUACAUCUCUAUCUUUGGUUUGCCA
Molecule: messenger RNA, 1896 nt
Organism: Rosa chinensis
Lineage: Eukaryota; Viridiplantae; Streptophyta; Magnoliopsida; Rosales; Rosaceae
Product: probable arabinosyltransferase ARAD1
Exons: 9
Coding region: 103-1611 (502 amino acids)
Molecular function (GO): glycosyltransferase activity
Source: RefSeq, a predicted model, not a curated record